GCUGGGGCGGGGCGGGAGCGGCGGUGCCGCCCUCCCUCCAUCCCUCCCCGUGCCGGCUCCUCGCCGCCGUCCCGCGGAGCCUUCCGCCCUCCUGCAGCCGCCCGGGAUGGUUGUGAGGAGCGGCGGGCGGGAGCUGCGUGCUGCGCUGGGGCGGCGGCACAUGGCGGGCGGGCGCUGAGGGAGGCGCGUCCCGGUGCGGGCUCCCGCCCGCCGGCAGCGGGGCUGAGGACUGUGCCGGCGGCCGGGGAAGGAGGGGUCGAGCCCCGGUCCCGGGCAUGGCGGAGACCCUGAGCCCCUGCAGCCCACGGGGCCAGUGCCAGCCCGGCAUGGGCGCCAACGCCUCGUCCGCCAACAUGGACACCAACGCCUCCUCCUCGGCCGCCCCCGCGCUGAUGGGCGGCAGCGCGUGGAGGGGCCGGGAGCCCUUCUCCAUCUUCACCGUCCUCAUCCUGACCCUGCUGGUGCUCCUGACCGUGGCCACCUUCCUCUGGAACCUGCUGGUGCUGGCGACCAUCCUGCGGGUGAAGGCCUUUCACCGGGUGCCCCACAACCUCGUGGCAUCCACGGCGGUGUCGGACGCGCUGGUGGCGGCGCUGGUGAUGCCGCUGAGCCUGGUGAAGGAGCUUUCGGCCGGGCGGCGGUGGCGGCUGGGCCGGGAGCUGUGCCUCGUGUGGGUCAGCUUCGACGUGCUGUGCUGCACCGCCAGCAUUUGGAACGUGACGGCCAUCGCCCUGGACCGCUACUGGUCCAUCACCCGCCACCUGCAGUACACGCUGCUCACCCGCCGCCGCAUCUCCAACGUGAUGAUCGCGCUCACCUGGGUGCUCUCAGCCGCCAUCUCCCUCGCCCCCCUCUUCGGCUGGGGCGAGACCUACAGCCCUGAGCAGGAGCGCUGCCAGGUCAGCCAGGACCCCUCCUACACCAUCGUCUCCACCGGCGGGGCUUUCUACCUGCCCCUCUGCGUGGUGCUGUUCGUCUACUGGAAGAUCUACAAGGCGUCCAAGUUCCAUAUGGGGGGCCGCAGGAGGAACGCCGUGGUGCCCCUGCCCGAGGCUGCCCAGACCCUGGAGGUGCAGGACAAACACACAGAUUACCUGCCACGAAGGACCAGUAAUAGCAAUCAUUAAAGCUAUAAGGAACAUUUUAAAUCAAGGGAUUUUGUCAGAAGCUCCUUGGUAACAUGUUUUCUAUGACACUGCUAGGAACAUAGGAAUUGGGAACAUACAGUUCUUGGAGCAUGUAGCCAUUUAGUAGUAGUGAUUCACUGGGUACAGACAAACAAGUGAAGGGGCAUUGAACUAUAACUGCUGAUCAAUGUACAGAAGAAUAAAUUCUGAAACUAAAACCAAACUUCUUUGUGUCUGUAGAAGAAUCUGUAUUUGAGAUCUCAUUUCCUUCAUUUAGUCCAUUAUUCUCCCUGGAAAGCAAUCAUCUCUGCAUUUCUCAGAGCCUGUUGUCCUGGAAAUAACAGAUUUCAUGAAUGCAGAACCUAAUUCUGGCCUCAGAGUAGCAGUCCCUUCAUACCACCUAUUUCCCCACUGCUCCUUACUCGUAGAUCCUGGAGCAGUGCCUGGGCAGAUGGAAGGAAGUCUGUGCCCAAGGCAUAGUGUGCUGCUGAACACUGAGUGAGAACAGUGUUCAACACUGCAGAGAUGUUCCCAGAUGAGAGGUGUCCCUGCUAUAACCCAAGCUUUAAUUUACAGGCUCUCACCACCUUUUCCACUGUCACAACCUGCUCAUCAGCAGGCCUAAAACGAGUUUGUCCCUCAUUUCACGUGGUGCAGGGAUAAUGGUCAGGUAUUGUGGCUUAUGUUAGAAAUUGGAGUCAUGCAAAGCCUCCAGGAUUGGCACUGAGAACUGCAGAUGUGGUAUAGCCAGAGCUGUGUUUAGUUCAAGUAAAUCACAACUGGCAGGGCUGGGAAGCAACCACAUAAUCUUUUGACCUGUGUUCUUGUUCAGACAAAGCCAAAUUGAAGUGGAUUACCCUAUGCCUGCAUAAGGGAGGGAAUCCUUCAGCACGGCUCCCCUGCCAGCACUGUGCACCCCAACAGGGCUUGCCUGCAGCAGGCUAAUUUACCUUCCAUGGACUUUGCGUGGGUUGCCUUAUAGAAAAUGUCUGUAACAACAUGAUCUUGGGGGCUGAUAGCAGAAGCAAAGAUAAUCUUACACCAACCAGGCCAGUGAGAUGAGUCAGGUCUGCAGCAAAUCAUAUAGAGAGCAAUAAAAAUAAAAUUAAAAAAAAAAUAAAAAAAUGAAGUGAUAAUGAAAGGUUGGACUUCCCCAGCUUUGCUCUCUGCACUGAUACAUAUUUUCUGAUGUGAAUGGCACUUCUGAUUAAGUCUGUGUUUAACCUUAAAAGCCUAUUGGGCUCAUUCCCUGAGGAAUGAGCCCCCACAGGAGAGAUGAGGUGCUGGAGUUCCUGUGGGAGGUGUGGAUGGUGACCGGGCAGGGAGGGAGCACUGGUGCCUUUCCAGGGCUUUGAGCACAGGAGUGCUGAGCACGGGGCCUUGCUAGAAACCCUCUGUAAAUUUGGGCCCCUUUGCGGUGGUAGAAGCCAGGAGCACCUUGGCCAGGUCUGCCAAGUGCAGCGUUCCUGCCAGAGGCUGGCCCUUGGAGCAGUGCCCUGUGCUGGGAAUACCUGGGAGGCAGGUGGGGUGGAGGCUUCUACACAGCUCCCAGCUUGUCUGUUGAAGGCAUAGACUGAAAGACCUCGCUGAGCAAGAAUACUAGUUAACCUUUUCAAGAACAUUUUGUGUAUCCUUUUCAAAGGAUUUCUUAUGGAGAAUUGAAGCAAAAUAUCUCCAAUCUGCCACACUGUUACUUAAUGGAAGGUUCCAUGAGAGAUGCCAUUAUUUUUCUUAAAGGACCUGACUACUAUUUUCUCUGUUAUUAUUAUUAUUACUGUUAAUACAACAUUAUUCAGAAGUCUCAGGCAAAACUAGUCAAAAAACAAAUGAAAAAAGAGCUGUGACAACAGAGAAAGUAGAAAUUACUUAGGAAGAUAACUACUGUCCUGUAAUUUAUAAAACAUAUCAUGAUCUAUUUUCACUUGCUGUUUAGUAUUCAGAGGCUGGAUCGAACAACCAGUGAAGUUUGUAAAAGCUCCUUUGACUUCAGUAGGAACUUGACCAGGCAGUAAAUGCUGGCUUCAUUAGGGAAAACACCUGAGGACUGUGAUAUUUUCUAUCAAAAUAAAUAAAUUUUUUCUUAAGAUACGUAAUUAAGUGAUGAAAGGGCUGCUGCUACUAAAUUCUGCAAUUGAGUCAUAAGCCUUUUAAAACCUGAAGUAGCAAAAAGGCUCUGAUUUGAUGAUGGCACACUGCAAGCUCUAUCUUUUGAGCAAGAAUUGAAGGUUAAGCAUAGUACCAAACUGUGCCCAAUGCUAGUGAUGAAGUCCUUUGUAUGGCUCUUCCCAAGAGGCACACUUAUGUAACUAUUCCUCAGGGCUGAGACAUAAUCUUUCAGGGUUGCUUGUCACAAAUUUGUCCUCGUGUCAUACAUUCAUCCCCUUUUGCAGAGUGUGAUUAAGGAUGUGCAGAGCAAGUCCUGCAGACAAAUGGUGUGAUCCUUGCUACAUGAGAGGUGUCCCAUUUUAAUUGUCAGAACAGAUGUGAUUUUCAUUUUCCUCCAUUAUUUGCCUACGCCCAUAAUCUGCUGCUCUUACAUUCUGCAGCCAUGUCUCGUGUCUGGGGGUGCAGACAGGGAUAUCCAUCUUGAAGAGUGAUUGUUUAGCCAUUGCCAGUGCUUCCCUCUCUGGGUUGCCAUGCUCAUAUUAAGUAGAGGCCCUCCAUCUGUUAUAAAGCUUGCGCAAAGGUGGCACAUGCACGUGGAAUACGUAGCUAAUUUAACAAGAAGCCACCUUUGGAGUGGUGUCGAAGUCUUGCAGUGCCUGUGGAUUAUCACUUAGGCAAAUUUUAGAGCCUCAGGUCACAUCCUUAAACUGUUUCUUUUAUGGCACUGUCCUCAUAACUGUAGUGCCUAGAAAAACUUUAAUAUUGCAGAUACUUUAAUCUUCAGAUUAAAAUCACAGGAGAGUGUCUUUUUCUGGUUAGACUCUAAGCACAUUAAUAACUCGUGCCCAGAACCUGUUUGCCACAUCUCACUGCACAGAUGACUCUCCCAUAGACAGACAAGCAGACAAGAAGUGGUGUCGGCAACCUGGAGUAGCUGAAAUGUACUCCUCUCUUGUGGAACUUCUGCUGAAGCCAGUUUGAAGUGCAGGCCAGCUGAAAUGGUGUUUUUCUCGCAGUGGAGUAUUUUUUGAGAGAAUACAGAAUCACAGAAUGGUUGGGGUUGGAAUGGACCUCUGGAGAUCAUGUAGCCCAACCCUUCUGCUACAGCAGUUCAUCUAGAGCAGGUCUAAAGGACCCUGAAGGUCAUGUACAGCAUGAGUCUAGUGUAGGGAUAGGCAGAAGGUGCAUGCCUUUGUUAGCCUGCCUUAACAACCUGAUUUCCCACUAGGUAUCAAGGCAUCCAAUAAAAUGAACUGAAAAAGAAUCCCACAACACACAUGGCAUCAGUUACUUUUUAUUUAGCUUCAUUUGUCAGUCACACUUGGCAGCUUUUCCAACGUAAUGAGAAGUCUGGUAACUUUGGCACUCAGGGGCAUUUUCUUUCUUUUAACAUGGAAGGAAUGAAGUUGAGGCCUUUUGUGGUAGGUGCACAGAUGUUGUGCUGUCACUUAGAAAUAAUACUUCACUCAAAAAACUGUCUUGGUAAGAAACCAUGUUUGCUU
Neopelma chrysocephalum (saffron-crested tyrant-manakin) is the source of this 4735-nucleotide messenger RNA. RefSeq names its product 5-hydroxytryptamine receptor 5B-like. The transcript has 2 exons. Gene Ontology annotation, biological process: adenylate cyclase-activating adrenergic receptor signaling pathway; chemical synaptic transmission; G protein-coupled receptor signaling pathway, coupled to cyclic nucleotide second messenger. Bases 276 to 1127 code for a protein of 283 amino acids. Gene Ontology annotation, cellular component: plasma membrane; dendrite. NCBI's taxonomy places the organism in Eukaryota, Metazoa, Chordata, Aves, Passeriformes, Pipridae. Gene Ontology annotation, molecular function: G protein-coupled serotonin receptor activity; neurotransmitter receptor activity. The record is from RefSeq and is a predicted model, not a curated record.